AUGUCCACUGACAGCGCACUUCCGUCGAAUCUACCGGAUCCAACUAUUCAUAUCACAAGUCAUGACUCGGAUAGUCACGCCAAAGUGCACUCCUCAUCGCGUAACAAAUGGACAUGGUACCAAGACAUGGGAGUUGGCUUCAACGUGGUCUACACCACCUCAACCUUUCCUCCUUUGAUGAAUGAUGAAGUCGAUAUCAAGUCCCAUGAAGCCGUUAUAGCUUCUGGGGAACUUGGACUUGUAAGGAAGAACGGGACUGUUUGUCGCAUAGUGGAUUUCGGCCCAGCAUCUAAGCCACACAUGCACCGAACUCAGAGUCUCGACUAUGGGGUUGUGCUGUUUGGAGAAAUCAUAAUGGAACUCGACGACGGUAGCGUCACCCAUUUGAAGCAGGGUGACGUUGCUGUGCAGAGGGGAACAAACCAUGCGUGGCGAAACCCGAGCACGACAGCUUGGUCGAGGAUGCUUUUUGUAUUGCAAGAUAGCCAGCCUUUGAUCGUGAAUGGUCAAAGGUUGCGAGAAGAGAUAGGUUCCGCGAUCAAGCAUAUUCCCAACAGUGGAAACGAUGUAUGA
Exophiala mesophila is the source of this 573-nucleotide messenger RNA. RefSeq lists its product as uncharacterized. The record is from RefSeq and is a predicted model, not a curated record. Lineage: Eukaryota; Fungi; Ascomycota; Eurotiomycetes; Chaetothyriales; Herpotrichiellaceae. The transcript has a single exon. Bases 1 to 573 code for a protein of 190 amino acids.